Messenger RNA from Cloeon dipterum, 3688 nucleotides. RefSeq names its product ras GTPase-activating protein-binding protein 2-like. The record is from RefSeq and is a predicted model, not a curated record. The transcript has 5 exons. The coding region runs from base 106 to 1668 and encodes 520 amino acids. NCBI's taxonomy places the organism in Eukaryota, Metazoa, Arthropoda, Insecta, Ephemeroptera, Baetidae. Gene Ontology annotation, cellular component: cytosol; ribonucleoprotein complex. Gene Ontology annotation, molecular function: mRNA binding.
CGUUUCUCAGCUGUUGAUGGUAAAGAUUUUGGCGUCCAUCAUUAUUACUUGUUUGUCAACAGAGUGGUUAACUUUCCGCAGCUCAUUUACCAACAAAAAAAAGUGAUGGUAAUGGCUGCACCACCAAGUCCCUACGUCGUCGGACGGGAGUUUGUCCGGCAGUACUACACCCUCUUGAACCAGGCGCCGAUGCACCUGCACCGCUUUUACAAUGAAAACUCCUCUUUCGUGCACGGGGGGCUGGACACGCCGAACCGGGAGACGAAGCCGGUGAUCGGACAGCGGCAAAUCCACCACCGCAUCCAGCAGCUCGACUUCAACGACUGCCAUGCCAAAAUCCGGCAGGUGGACUCGCAGUCGACGCUGGGCAACGGCGUCGUCGUGCAGGUGACCGGCGAGCUGUCCAACAACGGCGAGAUGAUGCGUCGCUUCACGCAGACCUUCGUGCUGGCCCAGCAGUCGCCCAAGAAAUACUACGUUCACAAUGACAUCUUCCGCUACCAAGACGAAAUGGUCAAUGACGAAGAAUCGGACGCUGGACUCAAGGACGAAGACGCGUCGGACACCUCUAGUCAAGCAGCCAGAUCGCAAGGCGCACCUGCCAUCGCCAACUUCUACCAGAACAGCACGCCUUUGAUGAAUGGAAAUGUCGAGAUCAUCAAUGAAGCACCUCUGGCAGCCGUGAUUACCGAGGAGAUUGAAAAGCCGCAGCGGCCCAAACCGAAGGUGGAACCGGUUGAGGAAAAGCAGCAGCAGCAGCAGCCCGAAACCCCCGUCAAGGAGAUCACGGAAGCAGUUCCAGCUGAACAGGUUGGUGUUGCAGCGAACAAAGGCCCAAAGACGUACGCGACGUUGGUCAAGUCCGGCAACCAGGUGGGGAGCCCUUACCCCAACAUGAUGAACGCGGCGGCGCAGGUGUUGCCCGUGGUGGACGUGGCCUCGUACCCUCCCAUCCAGGCAAGGCCUCCGUCCGGCCAGCAGCAACAGCAGUCGGGAAAGCCGGCAGCCAAGCCGCAGCAGUCGCCGCCAAACCAGCAGACGCCACCGAAACCCAAAGGCAAGCCCGUCGAGGAGCGAAAGGAGCCAGUCGAGGGUGAGAAGCGGCGUCUGUCGGGCUCUGGUGGACUUCCCCCGACCGCGACCUACCCGGACUCGCAGCAGAUCUUUGUCGGCAACGUUCCCAUCAGCGCCAGCGAGCAGGACAUCAAGGAAAUCUUUUCAAAAUACGGCACGGUGGUCGACCUGCGGCUCAACAGCAAAGCGCCAGCCAAAGGACAGCCAGGCAAGAUCUUCCCCAAAUACGGCUUCGUCAUCUUCAGCGACCCUGCUGCGGUUAAACUCUGCCUGCAGUCAAAGCCGAUCACGAUGCCGUCGGAGCCGUCGCACGUGUUGAACAUCGAGGAGAAACGCAAUAAAUUCCGGUCGGACGAGCGGCCAAGCGGCAGCUUCCGGGGUGGCAUGGGCCGCGGGGGCAGCAUGGGGCCCGGUGGGCCGCUGGGCAUGCGCAGGAGCAACGAUGGCGGCGGCCGCGGCGGCAGGGGAGGCAGCCGGGGGGGCGGCGGCGGGGGUCUCGGCGGGCUAGACGCAAAGGGCGGCUUCAAAAAUGGCGGGGGCGGCGGUGGGAGCGGCGGGGGUGGCAGCAAUACGUUCGGGGGCGGCAGACGUUGAACGGCGGGCGCGACAAAUCAGUCUUUUUCACACCUUCGCAUUCCUGCCUUAAUAUUUUAGACGACGACGAUAGAAACAGUACUAAUUUUUUACACUCGACCCCCACCCGACGCUCUCGAGUAUUAGACUUUUCAGCUGAUUUUCUAAUUGAUUGGAUGCACUAAAUCAUGUGAUAAUAUUAUACAAAAAAUAUCGUUUCUCAUCCUUGCUAAGAAGUUGACGUAAAUUUUGCAAGGGAAUUCUGCUAUCGCUCCGAUUUAACGUGCAAUUUUCCACUUCAAACGCUUCGUUAUUUUUUUUUUAAAAAAAGUUGAAAAUUUUCAAUGUAGCACUGAUACAUAUCACGCUACAGAAGGGCAAAAUAAUAUACAUCAAAAUUUUAUUGAACCUUUGUGUUUUUUAUUUAGUUUUUAUUUUCGGCUUGGCGUUUAGAGUAUCGAUAAUUUGUUUUAUUUUUAUUCUUCAGAAAUUAAUAGAUUUUUUCGUGCAAGCCACUCAAGGUCCUUAAAUUUAAAAUAAUACAUUUUUAAAGAAAUUAAUUGCGACAGACAAUAAUUAAAAAAAAUUGUCGCAAUAUUUAAAAAAUCGUUAAAAAUCAGGACUUGAUCUAAAGUAUAAAAUAAUCAUGAUAUUCAUUGUUUCGUCUGAUUUAGGGAAGUUUGCAAACCGAAUUUCUUCGUUAUUGGAAGAAUUUUAAAAUUUCCCAGCGACUUCACGCAGAAAAACUUUUGGAAUCACGUGGUUACGGAAGUCUAAUAUUUAAAAUUCAACUGUUUAUCUAUGUUGAAUUUUUGUAAUUAGAUCGAUAAGACGAAUCGGUUGGUGGGCCAUUUUUUACUUACUGAAAACUCAAAUGAGGCCAGUAGAAUUGUUUUUAGAAAUGGGUUGAAAACACUUUCUACAUUCAUCCUUGGUAUUUUUAUCAUAACGAAUAUUUCUUACACAAACAUACUACAAUAUCAAAAUCAAAUUUUUAAUAUUUAAAAAAGUAUCUAUUUUUUAUAAAUUUUGCCUUCAAAGCUCACCUAAAUAUUUUUUUCAUUUGCCAUUUUCUUCUAAUUUCACGUCUGAUGUGAAAAAUUGCAUUUAAAAUCGGAACGAACGUCCCUUGCAGAAUGAAAAGAUAAUAAUUUACGUUACAAGAGCUGCUCACUCGUCAUCGAGAAAUAGCAAUCUCCUAUUUUUUGUUCACUAAUUUAGCAAGCAGAAAGGUUUUUCAUCGGGAGCAUUGAUCAUUCAUUACUCAUCCUCGAAGUUUUAAUGCAAUUAAACACGCUCAUUCAAUUUGUGUUCAUUAUUAUUUAUAAUAUCGCGCAUUCGCAUGAUGAUUUUUAAUGAAAAUAAUUUAUUAACGCAUUGGCAGUGUUUUUUUAUUUUUCAUAAAUAAUUUCAUGAAAGAAUUCCACGUUAAUUAAUUACAGCGAGACUUGGCCUUGUGUGGCAUGAUCUACUUUCUUAGAAUAGCAAUCUCUCGCCACCUAAAUCUGCCGGUGCAGAAUCCAUGAGUUUUUUUUUUUGUUUGUUUGUCUAUAACAUGGAAUAAUUAUUAGCUUUUAACGCUUUAUUAACUUGUGAGAGCUCAAUAGAAAUUAAUGUUUUUGUGAUGACUGUUGUUUCUAUUUCCUCCACUUUCAAAUUUCGCACAUACUCACAAAUCUGUGCUGCUUUUUGUUUUUGUUGAGUCUUCUGAAGUGUAAUUGGUGAUGAAUCAAUAAUUUAAAAAAAACGAACAGAGACGUGUCUUUUCUCCGCUAGAAAUUAGAGUGAAAACGAAAUCAAUACUAUCAGGUUGUACACACACACGCCACUUCCAGAGAAAUGCCUUUUCGGUUACCUAUACUAGCAUUAACAAAAAAAAAAACGAACAAGUUAUUUUCUAUUCCGAAGAAAAAUGCAACUCCAAAAUGUACUUAAAGGCUAAAAUUUGCGCAAAAUCGGUGAUUUAGGAAAUUAAUAUCCUCAUAAUCACGAAUCAGUCUCAUCAUGUUUUUUUGUCUUUAAUAAAAAAAUUACCGCUGUA